This is a messenger RNA of Pocillopora verrucosa, 929 nucleotides long. Lineage: Eukaryota; Metazoa; Cnidaria; Anthozoa; Scleractinia; Pocilloporidae. The record is from RefSeq and is a predicted model, not a curated record.
UUCUUGAAUCAUUAUACGCGCAAAACAUUCAAAUGUCUUUAUGAUUUGAGUCAUGCCUUUGGAUAGCCUGUGAGAAUUGUGACUAUGACCGGUAAGUACAGGUAAGUACAUCACUUAAAAGGGAACCGAAAAUUUUUUAUAGUUUUUAUAUUUUAUAGUUUUAAGCUUCAGCUGUAGAAACAACUACAAUCUACCAAAUAUUUCUAUUUACAUGGUUCUCGUUUUUUCUUUUGUAGGUGUACUAAUUCAGUUUGUUCCUACACACACAAGUUAAAAAACAAACAACAGACUUCUCCCGUAGCAGCUGCAAUACCAGGAAUGGGUUUAGGCUUCAUGUUCCCUCCACCAAGUGUCCUCACUCCUCCACCUCCUGUUACUCAACCGGUUCCUUGCAAGUUUUACCCGUCUUGUACCAAAGCUGACUGUACUUUCUAUCAUCCACAACCAAAGGCUUGUCGUUUUGGUGCCAACUGCACCAGGCCAAACUGUUCAUUCACUCAUCCAGCCAAACCUUCCUCGUUAAAGUGGGUGGCACCAACUCUUCACAUAAGUGAAAGGAGUUUUGCGGUUUCAGAACAGAAAGUAACCUCCAUGCCGGUGUUAUAGCAGAGAAUUAGUUGAAGUCAACAUUAUAGAAUUUUUCUCGUGAAAUAUAAUUCAAGUUACGACUGUGUCGUUGCUGUGUUAUCAACAAUUGGUGUUCUGAUGGCAGGAAACAAAGCGUAUAAAAGUGGACGACCGCAAAAGAAUUUCAGAGUCUUUAAUUUGUACAUGUCCCGCCGAGGACUCUUCGUUUUUCACCUAUUAUGCUUUUGUUUUUUUAAAUCUUUUUUCUGUUAAAGGAGACCAGAAUUAAGAUGACUGAUUUCCUAAGUAUUUUUCUUAGAUAGAUUGCCACGGAGUCAUUUAAGUUCAAUGACUGUGUGGAA